Messenger RNA from Acytostelium subglobosum LB1, 1926 nucleotides. RefSeq lists its product as hypothetical. Lineage: Eukaryota; Evosea; Eumycetozoa; Acytosteliales; Acytosteliaceae. The record is from RefSeq and is a predicted model, not a curated record. The transcript is spliced from 3 exons. Bases 1 to 1926 code for a protein of 641 amino acids.
AUGUUAUCUACAUCAGGAAAUAGUAUAAACUCUCAACAACAGCAGCAGAGCGGGAGAGCAGACUUGGAUUCUUCAUCUUCAUCAUCAGAGACAACGAGAAGCGAGAGGUUCUAUGGAAGUAGCGAUGAGGUCAAGUUCACAGUACCACUUCCAAAUGCACUGCUACAAUACCCAAUGGUGUCCAAAGUGUGGAGCGCAAUGAUUCCCAAAUUUCCAGACUCUAUCAAAGAUCGAAUACAUAUAUCAACACUGGUAUUCAGGGCCAAGCAAGAGCCCAUCCACUCGCCAUUCAUAGACGCCUCAAUGGAGUCAAUCAAGAUGGCAUCAUCUGUACAUAAUAACACAAACAAUAACGUCCAAGUGAUAUCAGAGGGCGAUUAUGAAAGAUAUAACAACCUGAUAUCACAAAGAAGAAUAAGGAUUAUUAUAUUGGUGGCUAUACUGAUGCAGGCAUGCAUGUCUGCAUUGAAUUAUAUCAAGUAUGGCAACUAUAUGUUCCGAAGAGAUGUUAUAAUGACUUCACAAUUGGUCGUCACUGUGAUCAGUGCCGCCAUCCUAUUCCGCUUCCCACUCACAUCAUCACGUGUGACAGUACUAUACCUCCAAUUCAUUCUACUUUGUAAUCCACUUCAACGUCUAGUAUGGGCGGAUACUUUCCCUCCAUAUGAACCAUCAUAUCAAAUCAUGCUUUGGAUCAACUUCUCGGUGCCCACGGCCAAGUUUUGGAGGGCAAGUGUGACUGGAUUGGUUGGCAUCAUGUCUGUGAUCAUCAUACGUAUACUUCAACAAUAUGACACAGUGUUUAGGAUACUCUGGCUACAAUUGGGAACAUACUUGCUGUAUCACAUCGUCGUUGGAUUUGGCUCACGUCUCUCUGAGGUGGUAAAUCGGGCACUUUAUGUCGAGUUGCUCUACCUCUCGCCACUCCAGCCAGCACACAAGACCUACGCCUGUGUCGAGAGAUAUUGUCGGGCGCGCAGUCAUUGGCUCACACAACGAUUCAAGGAUGCAGAGAUUGAGAAACGUUUCCUCGCAUUCUACGGACAGGAGUCGUUUGUUGAGGUGGGUCUAUUGCUGUCCACAGUCAUCUCCUCAGCCUACUACAUCUUCCAAGACAUGUAUUACAGCAAGUCUGGUAUGCUGGUAAUGUUCCUGGUACUGCGAUUCGUCCUUGUCAUCCCCGGCUUUGUGAUGCUGUUCUACCUAUCGAUUAUGCGCAAGACCAACCCGAUCAAAGCUGACCUGCUGUCGCUCAUUAUCUUCACACUGAUCAUUCUGGCGCAGUAUGCAAUGUUUGAUCAAGUAGUGUCGUGGGAGGGCAGUCUCUUCUACUUUGGCGCAAUGAUGCGUGUCCUCACACUGGCCUCCAAUCAACUGUUCCUCGUGCACACACUUUACAUCAUACCAAUCAGCUAUGCCAUCAUCCCGCUGUCCGUCGUGCUCUACGGCUCGCAGAACAACAACUACAUCUUCUUCUUUGUCGUACUCACUGUGGUCGUGAUCGUCUUCACGCUGAUACGAGAGAAGAACCAAAGACUACGCUUCCUUGUCCAACAAUAUGGUGCCGAGGCACUGGUCGACAAGGUGGCCAUGGCGAACAAGACCAGCAUCCAUGUUCAAAUGGAAAUGGAUGGUGCAGACAUACAACUUGUUGUCAGCAACUCAAAUGACAAUGGUGAUGGUGAUGCAGUGGGCAUCGAAUUAUCAAACAUGGAACGUGACAGACCCAGGUCUCAUCAUCAUCACUUGCACUCAAUUGCCAUUGAUCAUAUUGUAUCCAACAACAAUGACCAGUCGACAGCAAAUGAUGAAGGAUCAACAACUACCAACAUCCAAGGUCUAGGAGUAGUGUCCCCAGCCAAGAGUCCAAGACGCAACCUUCUAGACUAUUCACAAGAUUCAUUCAAUGUAUCACAACAGCAAUGA